This is a messenger RNA of Colletotrichum orchidophilum, 924 nucleotides long. RefSeq lists its product as uncharacterized. Bases 1 to 924 code for a protein of 307 amino acids. The record is from RefSeq and is a predicted model, not a curated record. NCBI's taxonomy places the organism in Eukaryota, Fungi, Ascomycota, Sordariomycetes, Glomerellales, Glomerellaceae. The transcript is spliced from 3 exons.
AUGCACUGCAGAAACAUCGCAAUUGCCCUGGCUGUGGCCACAGGCGUCACUGCCCAGCGCCCCGCCGACACUCCCAUCUGCGACUAUUAUACUACGGCUUUGUUAAAGAACAACACUGGUGCGAACCAGUAUACGCUCUUGACACUUUUGGUAAACACUGUUGUUAUUGGAAACUACACAAUGCCCAACGUCGGUAUCAAGGUCGAUGGCAUUCUGGCACCUGGAAUGUACAACGGAAGCGAGGUCAAUCUUCUGCCUUAUUUCAAUGGAGACCUGGCUUCAUCAAACCGAGGCGGCAGCUCCGGCGUGUCAGUCAACUUCUUGGAUGGCGGCGGUGCUGCGCCCUUGAUGAAGAACAUGCCUGCCAACGACGACACGUCCAAACAGUACUUCCUCCUGACUCACCUGUACCAAUUCUUUGGUGCCCUUCUCGGCUGCUCCCAAUACGGUAUGACCGGCUUCCCCAAGUAUAGCGGCUUUGCUUCCAUGUAUGAGGUACAUAAGUUUAUGGACCUGGACGAGAACGAGUUGGGUUACUUCAUCAGCCAGGUUGCCAUGGCUGCCGCCUCCUUUGGCGUCGCUCAGGAUGACUUGAAGGUAGUCGGCAUGGCUUUGUAUCAAUUGUUUGGCAUGCGCUGCAGUCCGCCUGCCACAGCCAUCCCAGAGCAGGGUCCUCAAUUGCAGGCAAUCUGCAUCCAAGAUAGCUGCCCCGUCUCUACCAACGCUACUUGCGCCAGUUAUCAGCCCGCCAUGGCCCCAAACAAUGCAACUGCAACGGGAGGCAUGAAUGCCACCACAACUGCAAACACGACUGGAGCUACCACGACCUCGACAAUGGCACCCAGCACUGUUCCAACGGCUGCUGCUGCGAUUCAGGGCGUCAGCUUGGCUCUCAUCGCCGGGUUCAUGGCUUGCCUCAUUUGA